Molecule: messenger RNA, 549 nt
Organism: Neurospora tetrasperma FGSC 2508
Lineage: Eukaryota; Fungi; Ascomycota; Sordariomycetes; Sordariales; Sordariaceae
Exons: 1
Coding region: 129-437 (102 amino acids)
Source: RefSeq, a predicted model, not a curated record
AGAUGGGGGUUCGGCCGUCCGCCGAUCCAGGGCUCGCUGGGGAGAUUGUUGCUAGGUUGCAUAUACCGAAGUUGUUAUGAUGGAGACCUAAUGUCCUCAUAUGGAGACUCGUUUAUACCACUGGGCCCAUGGAGCAGCAGAGACGCAUUAGUCGAGCUAGGGUGGAGAUAUGUGCCGCCCCCAGAGGUCUCUUGGCCACGGUGGUCUUGGAAACCUCUUUCCAAGCCAGAGCCAGAGCCAGAGCCAGAGCCAGAGCCAGAGCCAGAAGCCAGAAGCCGAGGCCGGAGACGCAGACGCAACCCGAAAAAGCAGAAUCAGAGAUUUUAGUGCUGACAGACGAUCAACAACGGUGGCGGAAGAGGGCAGUAGACAAGGCGCGAGGGGAGGGUACCAGGAGAAGCUUAAAGUAUGGAAUGGUGAGUGAUGUAUGUAAUUAGCAUGGAUAUAAUCUCACACCAACAAAGCGGAAAUAAUAGGAGUUUGGAACAAAAGCGAAUAGAGAUUAUAAUGUUAUACUCGGUACUGUGUUCCAAUUCCGUUUCGCCUUGU